AUGUUUCAGCGACAGCAACUUCAAGAGCAGCUUUGCGCAGAAACCUCAAGAGACUCGAUAACCUUCAAAUUCAUACCGGCCAAGUCACCCAAUUUUGGCGGCUUGUGGGAAGCUGCGGUAAAAUCGGUGAAGGGCCAUAUGAAAAGGGUGAUUGGUUACAGGAUGCUGAAACCUGAUGAGAUGCACACCAUCGUAGCUCAAAUAGAGGCAUGCCUCAAUUCGAGACCUUUGACUCCGCUUAGCAACGACCCGAACGAUUUGGAAGCAUUAACUCCAGGUCAUUUCCUGGUGCAGCGUCCGCUCACUGCGAUGCCGGAACCUAGACUUCUGGAGCUACCGGAGAACAGACUCUCCAGGUGGCAGAUGAUGCAGCGGUUCAACCAAAUUAUCUGGAGACGAUGGUCAACUGACUAUCUGUCGAAUCUUCAGAGUCGCAACAAGUGGACAAAGCACCGGAACAACUUGAACGUUGGAACUAUGGUUCUAUUGAAAGAGGAUAAUAUUCCACCUCUCAAGUGGCGACUGGGACGCGUGACCGAGAUCCAUCCAGGGCAAGAUGAAAACGUGAGGGUUGUCACCGUUCGCACAAAGGAGGGUCAAUAUCGCCGGGCAAUCUCCAAAAUUUGUAUUCUGCCCAUCAGGGACAACCAGACCGAUGAACCAACACGCCAGCAAUAA
Molecule: messenger RNA, 678 nt
Organism: Armigeres subalbatus
Lineage: Eukaryota; Metazoa; Arthropoda; Insecta; Diptera; Culicidae
Exons: 1
Coding region: 1-678 (225 amino acids)
Molecular function (GO): nucleic acid binding
Source: RefSeq, a predicted model, not a curated record